Orycteropus afer afer is the source of this 3009-nucleotide messenger RNA. RefSeq names its product G protein regulated inducer of neurite outgrowth 1 (gene GPRIN1). Gene Ontology annotation, biological process: neuron projection development. The coding region runs from base 1 to 3009 and encodes 1002 amino acids. The record is from RefSeq and is a predicted model, not a curated record. Lineage: Eukaryota; Metazoa; Chordata; Mammalia; Tubulidentata; Orycteropodidae. Gene Ontology annotation, cellular component: plasma membrane. The transcript has a single exon.
AUGGGCAGUGCUGAAGACACAGCCUGGCUCCAAUUGCUUCAGAAGGACCUGACCCCUGCAGAACCACAGCCCACAGACAUCUCCUGCACACAAGAUGGGAGUCUGGGGGCUGGGGACCCAGCCAUGAGGGACUGCUGCCCCUCCCAGCAAAAGGCCAGCUCUGCACCCUUCAGGCAUACCCCUGACCAAGGCCCAGGCAUGGACUCUAGACACAGCAGCCCCAGUGGAGCUGGGGAAGGGGCCUCCUGUUCUGAGGGCCCUGGUGGGAGCUUGGCUUGCUCUUCUCCAACCUGCAUCCCUCCCCAAGAGGCAGCCACUAAGGGGACACUGGGGGCACAUGAAGCUUCGAUCUUAGGGACACUAGAAACCACCUUUUCUGGGAAACCAGGGGUUUUGAAAGCAGAUUCUGUGUCCUUAGUGAAAACUGAUCCCACAUGCUCAGAGAACAGAAAUCCUAUGUUCUUAGAAAAGAUGGAUUCCAAGUCUGCAAAGAAGGCAGAUUCUACUUCCACAGCAAAGGAAGAUGCUGAGUCCUUGAGAAAGACAGAUCCUAUGGUUAUAGAACAGGCAGAGCCUGCCAUCCUGGGAAAAGGAGAUCCUGUAUCUUCUGGAAAAACAGAUCCUGGAUCCUUGGGGAAGGAGGAUCACAUGUCCUCUAGCAAAGAGAAUGAAGUAUCCCCAAGGAAGGACGAUCCUGGAUCUUUGAGAAAGGAGGAUCAUGUGUUCUCAGGCAAAGUGGAGCCUGUGUUCACAAGAAAGGAGGAACCCAGCUGCUUAGGUAAAGAGCAUCCUGUAUCCUCAGAAAAGGUGAGUCCUGCAUCCUUGGGAAAGGCAGAUCAUGGGCCCUCAGGAAAGGUGGAUCCCAUGUCCUUGGAAAACAUGGGUUCUGCAUCUGCAGGAAAGACAGAUCCAGGGUCCUUGAGAAAACUGACUCCAGGAUCAUCAGGCAAGACAGAACCUGUAUUGUCUGGAACAGCAGAUCCUGGGGCCUCAAGAAGAGUGGAUCCUACAGGCUUGGGAAUGGCAGAUCCUGCAUCUAGGGGAAAUGCAGAAACUGUGUCCUGCACAAAAGAGGACACCAAGUUCCUGGGAAAGAUGGACCCUGCCCCCUCAGGAAAGGGAGAUCCCACGACUGAGAGAAUGAUAAAAACUGUAUCUGCUGGGCAGGUGGAUCCUGUGUUUUCUGGAAAGAUGGAUUCCAUAUCUUUGAAAAAUGUGGAGCCCAUGUCUUCAGACAAGGUGGGUCCUUUUUCCUUGGGAACUGUGGGUCCUGUGUCCCCAGGAAAGCUAGAACCCUUGUCUUCUGGGCAGGCUGAGCUUGUAUCUGUGGGAGAGACAGAAAAUGCAUCCUCAGAAAAAGAGGCCCCUGUGUUCUCCAGGAAGGUAGAUCCCAUUUCUGUGGGAAAUAUAAAAGCAUCAUCUUCUGGAACAGUGAAUCCUGAAUCUUUGGGGAAGAAAGACCCCUUGUCCUCGGGUCCAGGGGAUCCCAAGUCCUUGGGGACUGGAGGGCUCCCAUCUUCAGUAAAAGCUGAAACAAUGAUUAAGGGGGAAGUGGGUCCACUGUCCUUGGGGAAGGCAGAUCCUGUUGUCUCUAUGAAGGCUGAGUCCCUGGCCUUGGGCAAGGUGGACCCUGUGAUGGCUAGGGGAAAGGCAGAAGCUAGCCCCUCUGGAGAAAUGGACACUCUGUCUUCAGGAAAGAUGGACCCCAUGACUCCAGGACAAACAGUCCUCCUGUCCUUGGGGAGUGUGGAUCCCAUGUCCUCAGGAAAAGCAGAAGCUGCCCCAGUUGAAAAGGAGGAUCCUCCACCUCCAGAGAAGGAAAAUCCUGUAAACUCCAGAAAGGUGGCUCCCAGUGCCUCAGGGAAAGCAGAGCCGAAGUCUGGGGACAAAGCAGAACAGAAGCCCCCAGGGAAAGAGGGCCUCACUUCAUCAGGAAAAGCAGAGGCCGUAUAUUUGCAGAAGGAGAAACCACUGGCAUCGGUGGAUCCUGGCUCCUCGGGAAAAGCUGACCUCAUUUCUUCCAAGAAGGUGGCUCCCGUGGUCCUGGGGAAGGCAUCUUCAGCGUCUCAGUCUUCGAGAGAAGCAGAGCCCCAAGCCUUGGGGAAGGUGGCCCCUCUGACUCUGGAAAAGGCCGAGGCCUCCCCUGUUAGACAGUCAGAUGGCCAACCCCGCGGCACAGCCACUUCUCCCGGGGGUCUCGGGAGCGGCGUGAGUCACGCAGAGCCAGAACCCACGUCCCGCACCGAGGCCUGCAGCCUCAGCCCGAAAGACCUGGUGGCCACCGGGACCACAAAAAGCCCUGGCUCCGAAGCUGCAGCGCACCCGUUAGGGCCGCGGACUCGCGACAACUUCACCAAGGCACCAUCGUGGGAAGCGAGCGCCCUCCCGCCGCCGCGCGAGGACGCGGGCACUCAGGCGGGAGCGCAAGCCUGUGUUUCGGUGGCUGUGAGCCCUAUGUCUCCGCAGGACGGUGCAGGCGGCCCGGCCUUCAGCUUCCAGGCGGCUCCUCGCGCACCUAGCCCCGCGCCCAGGCCACCCUCGCGCCGGGACGCGGGCCUGCAGGUAUCUCUGGGAGCAGCCGAGACACGCUCGGUGGCCACCGGGCCCAUGACGCCUCAGGCUGCCGCACCGCCAGCCUUCCCUGAAGUGCGGGUGCGCCCGGGUUCGGCGCUGGCGGCCGCCGCGGCGCCCCCGGAGGCGGCCGAACCUGUGCGUGAUGUAAGCUGGGACGAAAAAGGCAUGACAUGGGAGGUGUACGGCGCCUCGAUGGAGGUGGAGGUGUUGGGCAUGGCCAUCCAGAAGCACUUGGAGCGGCAGAUAGAGGAGCACGGCCGCCAAGGGGCGCAGGCGCCGCCAACCACCGCCCGCCCGGACCCUGGCCGCUCGGGCUCAGUGCGCGCCGCGCCCUCUGAGAGCGCAGCCAAGCGCCCACCCGGCCUCUUCCGUGCGCUGCUGCAGAGUGUUCGGCGGCCGCGGUGCUGCUCGCGGGCCGGACCCACGGCCGAGUGA